Messenger RNA from Cuscuta europaea, 1372 nucleotides. The record is from the annotation of a GenBank genome assembly. NCBI's taxonomy places the organism in Eukaryota, Viridiplantae, Streptophyta, Magnoliopsida, Solanales, Convolvulaceae.
AGUCCGCUAAAAGCUCUGUUGUGUAAAAGACCUAGUCCCAACUCCCAAGCGUCCGAGGACAGCCCAACUCGCGUCACUCGCCUGUAUCGCGAAAUUAUUCGCGAAAGCAGAAGACGGACACCUCAUCCAGCGAGCCUGACGAGGGACCGAUUCACGAAAACGACGAAGUCGAAGGACAGCACUUGACUGGACGAAGCCGAGAAACUCCGUCACUCACGAACGCCUUUCGGCGGUUCGAGACUCGGAAGUCGGAACGCCGACCGUCAAGCCGCCCAGUCACCGACGCAGCAACGGCUGCGACGCUUGAUUACUUCCGACCGGCGCCCGUCCCUGCCCCUUCUCAGUGUACCUGCGAUCCGAUUCCUCCCAACUUCCCAGAAUCCUAGCCCCUCCGGCCCUUCGACCCCCUGCCCUCCGGUGCAUUCUGCCUGCUGCUGUUCCUGGAAGGAGUUUGAACUGCUACUUUAUUAAUUGGAAGUGUGAUUUUUGGCCAUAGCUCAUUCGUAUCCUGGUUAUGCCUUCCCAGUUAUUUGUAUCAGAUUGAAAACAUAUCUGGAAUAAAAGGUCCAAAGUUGGCGGAUGUGUACUUCUCCUAAAUUAAUGUUCUAUUGUGAUAUUUGAGGGGUUUCUUGAAGAAUGCUAGUGAGGCGUGCGUCUUGGAGCUACGUUUCUUCUUCCCGCAGCUUCUCUUCGUUCACGUCUUCCAGUUUUCUCAAGUGUGGGGAUGUUCUGAAGCAAGCUCAGGUGUUUACAGAUGCAGAUGUGCUUGCUUACUCUAGAAUGAGCCAUGACACAAAUCCUUUGCAUUUUGACCCUGAAUGGGCCAAGGCUGCUGGAUUCAAUGACAGGGUUGUUCCUGGAAUGCUCGUCGCCUCCUUAUUUCCAAGAACCAUUGCUUCAAAUUUCCCAGGAGCUGUAUAUGUUUCUCAAACAUUACACUUCAAGUUGCCGGUGUACAUCGGAGAGCAGAUAGUUGGCGAAAUAUGGACAAAAAAUAUCAAGGAUCUGAAAACGAAACAUGUGGCCAAGUUCUCCACAAAAUGCUUCAAGCACGAUGGCUCUCUAGUUAUUGAUGGCGAGGCAACAGCUAUUUUGAGGAAUCUGAAGGCAGAGCAAGUGUAAUUGGUGCAGUAUUUAAUUAAAAUUGGGUGGUGAUUUGUAGAACAGCCAUUAUCGAUUAAUAUAGUAAAAAAUUGAAGUUUAAACUAUGAAGAAAUUCAGUAUAGGAGUGCACAUCAUCUUUCUAGUCCAGCACUUACGCUUGUACGAUAGUACUACGUAUUAAUUUGCCACAUAAAAUUCAGUAUGCUGGCUCAUUUUUUCAAAAAUAAGGCCACUUUGUGUAUGUGGGAAGCAAAUUUUAACCGUCAAC